GUUCCGUCCCGGCGCCCGUAGCGGGGCGGAGCCCAGGCUGCCCUGUCUCGCCAGCGUGUGCUGGGGAAGAGAGCGGGUCGUAAUGGCGGCGGGCAGCGCCAUCCAGAUUCCCAGCCGCCUGCCGCUGCUGCUCACCCAUGAGGGCGUGCUGCUGCCUGGUUCGACCAUGCGAACCAGCGUGGACUCGCCGCGCAACAUGCAGCUGGUGCGCAGCCGGCUCCUCAAGGGCACCUCGCUGAGGAGCACCAUCAUCGGCGUCAUCCCCAACACCAGUGACCCCACUUCCGACUGCGACGACCUGCCCUCCCUUCACAGGAUUGGCACUGCUGCCUUGGCAGUGCAGGUGGUUGGCAGCAACUGGCCCAAGCCACAUUACACGUUGCUGGUUACAGGCCUCUGCCGAUUCCAGAUCCUGCAGUUGCUGAAAGAGAAGCCAUAUCCUGUGGCGGAAGUUGAGCAGUUAGAUCGACUUGAGCAGUUUACUAAUCAGCAUAAAUCUGAGGAGGAACUCGGAGAGCUGUCAGAACAAUUCUACAAGUAUGCAGUGCAGUUGGUUGAGAUGCUGGAUAUGUCCGUUCCUGCAGUUGCAAAGCUGAGACGUCUUUUGGACAAUCUGCCAAGAGAAGCUUUGCCAGAUAUACUGACUUCUAUCAUCCGUACCUCCAACCAGGAGAAGCUUCAGAUUUUAGAUGCUGUUAGGCUGGAAGAACGGUUCAAGAUGACUAUACCAUUGCUUGUUAGGCAGAUUGAAGGCUUGAAGCUGCUUCAGAAAACAAGAAAGCCCAAACAGGAUGAUGAUAAAAGGGUUGUAGCUAUCCGUCCUAAUAGAAGAACCAAUCACAUUCCCAGCACUACAGAAGAUGAGGAGGAGGAAGAAGAUCAUGAUGAUGUUGUCAUGCUGGAAAAAAAGAUUAGAUCAUCCAGUAUGUCAGAACAAGCUCUUAAAGUUUGUCUUAAGGAAAUAAAGAGAUUAAAGAAGAUGCCUCAAUCAAUGCCAGAAUAUGCUUUGACAAGAAAUUACUUGGAACUGAUGGUAGAAUUGCCAUGGAACAAGAGUACAAAAGAUCGCCUGGAAAUUCGUGCAGCUCGAAUUGUUUUGGAUAAUGAUCAUUAUGCUAUGGAGAAGCUGAAGAAGAGAGUUUUGGAGUACUUAGCUGUCCGUCAGCUUAAAAACAACCUCAAGGGACCCAUUCUUUGUUUUGUGGGACCCCCAGGAGUUGGUAAAACCAGCGUUGGAAGAUCAAUUGCAAAGACAUUGGGUCGAGAAUUCCACAGAAUUGCCUUAGGAGGAGUCUGUGAUCAGUCUGAUAUUCGAGGCCACAGGUAACUACUUCUUCUUUUCCUAAUUGAAAUUUUUGA
Molecule: messenger RNA, 1359 nt
Organism: Neopsephotus bourkii (Bourke's parrot)
Lineage: Eukaryota; Metazoa; Chordata; Aves; Psittaciformes; Psittacidae
Product: lon protease homolog 2, peroxisomal-like
Exons: 7
Coding region: 83-1327 (414 amino acids)
Biological process (GO): protein processing; protein targeting to peroxisome; protein catabolic process
Cellular component (GO): peroxisomal matrix
Molecular function (GO): serine-type endopeptidase activity; ATP-dependent peptidase activity; ATP binding
Source: RefSeq, a predicted model, not a curated record